Messenger RNA from Lutra lutra (Eurasian river otter), 2405 nucleotides. RefSeq names its product FMR1 autosomal homolog 1 (gene FXR1). Gene Ontology annotation, cellular component: postsynaptic density; neuronal ribonucleoprotein granule; neuronal cell body. Gene Ontology annotation, molecular function: translation regulator activity; mRNA 3'-UTR binding; protein homodimerization activity. Gene Ontology annotation, biological process: positive regulation of protein phosphorylation; regulation of mRNA stability; regulation of dendrite morphogenesis. The transcript has 17 exons. The record is from RefSeq and is a predicted model, not a curated record. The coding region runs from base 115 to 2148 and encodes 677 amino acids. NCBI's taxonomy places the organism in Eukaryota, Metazoa, Chordata, Mammalia, Carnivora, Mustelidae.
CAGUCCCCGCCCUGUUUUCCCCGCCCCUCCCCCGCCUCCUUUACGCCCCCCCCCCCUCCCCCUCUGGUUGGAAAGUUUCUAGAAUCUCUUCCCAGCGGCCUUUGCGGUUCCAACAUGGCGGAGCUGACGGUGGAGGUUCGCGGCUCCAACGGGGCUUUCUACAAGGGAUUUAUCAAAGAUGUUCAUGAAGACUCCCUCACAGUUGUUUUUGAGAACAACUGGCAGCCAGAACGCCAGGUUCCAUUUAAUGAAGUUAGAUUACCACCACCACCUGACAUAAAAAAAGAAAUUAGUGAAGGAGAUGAAGUAGAGGUAUAUUCAAGAGCAAAUGACCAAGAACCCUGUGGAUGGUGGUUGGCUAAAGUUCGAAUGAUGAAAGGAGAAUUUUAUGUCAUUGAAUAUGCUGCUUGUGAUGCCACUUACAAUGAAAUAGUCACAUUUGAACGACUUCGGCCUGUCAAUCAAAAUAAAACUGUCAAAAAAAAUACCUUCUUUAAAUGCACAGUGGAUGUUCCUGAGGAUUUGAGAGAGGCGUGUGCUAAUGAAAAUGCACAUAAAGAUUUUAAGAAAGCAGUAGGAGCAUGCAGAAUUUUUUACCAUCCAGAAACCACACAGCUAAUGAUAUUGUCUGCCAGUGAAGCAACUGUGAAGAGAGUAAAUAUUUUAAGUGACAUGCAUUUGCGAAGUAUUCGUACGAAGUUGAUGCUUAUGUCCAGAAAUGAAGAAGCCACUAAGCAUUUAGAAUGCACAAAACAACUUGCAGCAGCUUUUCAUGAGGAAUUUGUUGUGAGAGAAGAUUUGAUGGGCCUGGCAAUAGGAACACAUGGUAGUAACAUACAGCAAGCUAGGAAGGUUCCUGGAGUUACAGCUAUUGAGCUAGAUGAAGAUACUGGAACAUUUAGAAUCUAUGGAGAGAGUGCUGAUGCUGUAAAAAAGGCUAGAGGUUUCUUGGAAUUUGUUGAGGAUUUUAUUCAGGUUCCUAGGAAUCUUGUUGGAAAAGUAAUUGGAAAAAAUGGCAAAGUUAUUCAGGAAAUAGUGGACAAAUCUGGUGUGGUUCGGGUGAGAAUUGAAGGAGACAAUGAAAAUAAACUACCUAGAGAAGAUGGUAUGGUUCCAUUUGUAUUUGUUGGCACUAAAGAAAGCAUCGGAAAUGUGCAAGUUCUUUUAGAGUAUCAUAUUGCUUAUUUGAAGGAAGUAGAACAGCUAAGAAUGGAACGCCUACAGAUUGAUGAACAGCUACGACAGAUUGGUAUGGGUUUCAGACCUUCUUCCACCAGAGGGCCUGAAAAAGAAAAAGGAUAUGCCACUGAUGAAAGUACCGUCUCUUCUGUACAAGGUUCUAGGUCUUAUAGUGGAAGAGGCAGAGGUCGUCGGGGCCCUAAUUACACCUCCGGUUAUGGUACAAACUCUGAGCUGUCUAACCCCUCUGAAACAGAAUCUGAGCGUAAAGAUGAGCUGAGUGAUUGGUCAUUGGCAGGAGAAGAUGAUCGGGAGAGCCGACAUCAGCGUGACAGCAGGAGACGCCCAGGAGGAAGAGGGAGAAGUGUUUCAGGGGGUCGAGGUCGUGGUGGACCACGUGGUGGCAAAUCCUCCAUCAGUUCUGUGCUCAAAGAUCCAGACAGCAAUCCAUACAGCUUACUUGAUAAUACAGAAUCUGAUCAGACUGCAGACACUGAUGCCAGCGAAUCUCAUCACAGUACUAACCGUCGUAGGCGGUCUCGUAGAAGAAGGACUGAUGAAGAUGCUGUUCUGAUGGAUGGGAUGACUGAAUCUGAUACAGCUUCAGUUAAUGAAAAUGGGCUAGAUGAUAGUGAAAAAAAACCCCAGCGACGCAAUCGUAGCCGCAGGCGUCGUUUCAGGGGUCAGGCAGAAGAUAGACAGCCAGUCACAGUUGCAGAUUAUAUUUCUAGAGCUGAGUCUCAGAGCAGACAAAGAAACCUCCCAAGGGAAACUUUGGCUAAAAACAAGAAAGAAAUGGCAAAAGAUGUGAUUGAAGAGCAUGGUCCUUCAGAAAAGGCAAUAAAUGGCCCAACUAGUGCUUCUGGCGAUGAAAUUUCUAAGCUACAGCGUACUCCAGGAGAAGAAAAGAUUAAUACCUUAAAAGAAGAAAACACUCAAGAAGCAGCAGUCCUGAAUGGUGUUUCAUAAACUGAAGAAGUUCCUAGUUUACAGUUCUUUUACAUUACAUUUUACAAUAGUGCUUGUACAAGCUUGCCAAAGAUAGAAUAUGGAUCGCCAGUCUUUACAUCGCACUUUCAGUUCCUCCAUUUGGAAUUCAGAAAGGGGAGGGAUCCUGAAGAUAUCAUAUGUUAAACAUACUUUGACACCUACUGUGUUAUAAAAUAUAUCAUCAGAUGUGCCUUGAGAAUAGUAUAUGUAACAUUAAAAAAAAAAGUUGCUGGCUA